AAAUGUUUUGCGGAUCUGGUCACUGUUUCACACAACUCAAAAGUCAGUCAAUUUUAAGGCUGAACGUGUUUAGGAUAGUUCGCCAAUUUUAACGGUUUUCUUGGUAAUGCAAAAGGACUAAAAUAUUUACUACCUCCGGAUGGUAUGUUAUCGGUCGGGUGUUUUGGAAAGCACGAUAACCUAUCGUACAAGUAUCAUACCAAAAGCAGCAUUUUGACAAAGUCAACCAUUCUGAUAACCAACGCAAACAUCAAAGUCCUGGAAAACAAUGGAUUCGACUAAGCAAACAACCAAACUCGACGGGGACUUCCUAAAGGAACUGCGCGACUACUGUGUCUGCCACGAGAUACCACUGCCCACCAUAUCUAUUGACAUUUUAAAGCACCAAGACUCUCCAGAUGCCCCGGAAUUCGUAGCCUGCUGCUCAGUUGCUUCCAUAGUUCGCUUUGGAAAGUCGAUUAACAAAGGGGAUGCCGUCCAGCGAGCUGCCGUCGAAAUGCUUGCCGCAAUUUCAAACGAGGUUCAUAAAGUGCAGGGUGAUUGCACAAAGCCACCGAAAGAAGUCCCAAAAACGAGCGAUGGAUUAGAAUCGGAGCGCAGGAUGAAGUUUAAAACCUACAGGGAGCUUACAGAUACCGGAAUUGUGGAUAGUGAAGGUUUGCGCCUCUGCGAUCGCCACAAGUACUUCAAUCACUUAUAUCCUUCGCUGAAGGAGGCAGCUUUCAAGGUCAUCCGUUCGGACGAGUACGCCAGCUCCAAGGAUAAGGCCUUGAGCCUACUACUUGCCCUGAAGAUCACACCCUCUAUAAGACUCUUGAAAUCUACUUCGAAUGAACCCCUGAUGUGUAUCGAGCUGAAUUGCGACCUCGACGUGGUCCUCGUGGCCCUAGAAAGUGAGAUUUUCGACCAAGUCAUCAAUUACCUAAGUAAUAUGUUAGUUUAAAAGUACAUCCUUGUCAGUCAUAUUAGAGUACUCGCAUAGAUUUACAAGACCCCGGGUCGCGUCUUAUCCAAUGAAUUAAACAUAAUAAUUCGUCACAAACA
Molecule: messenger RNA, 1044 nt
Organism: Drosophila biarmipes
Lineage: Eukaryota; Metazoa; Arthropoda; Insecta; Diptera; Drosophilidae
Exons: 2
Coding region: 269-943 (224 amino acids)
Source: RefSeq, a predicted model, not a curated record